This is a messenger RNA of Manis javanica (Malayan pangolin), 3700 nucleotides long. RefSeq names its product ring finger protein 145 (gene RNF145). The record is from RefSeq and is a predicted model, not a curated record. Gene Ontology annotation, cellular component: endomembrane system. Gene Ontology annotation, molecular function: ubiquitin protein ligase activity; zinc ion binding. NCBI's taxonomy places the organism in Eukaryota, Metazoa, Chordata, Mammalia, Pholidota, Manidae. Gene Ontology annotation, biological process: proteasome-mediated ubiquitin-dependent protein catabolic process; ERAD pathway.
UGGGUGGGGAGUGUGAGGGAAAGGGGAGGGGCAUGUCGCGCUGGCGGCGCCAGGCGCAGGCGCAGGCGCAGAGCGCUGGAGCCUGGUCGCCGCCGCUGCAGAGCGCUGGGGGCGAGAGGAGCGAGCGCGAGAGGCUAUGGCUGCCGCCGGCUGCUGAGGGGCUCGGCCUGCGAGCGCCUGCCGCCGCGGACGAUGGUGACCGCACGGGUCGGGCCGCUGCCGCCGCCGCUGCCGCCACCUGCCAGGACGCAGCAACCAAGGCCCGGCGCGGAGGAGCGGCCGCUGUGAGCCGCACCAUCCCGGCCCCCGCCGCCGCCGCCCGAGGAGAACGGGGAGGCGGGCGAGAAAGCCGGGGAGUUGCGGAGCCCGCCUGCCGGCGGCGCUGCUCCGCAGGAAGUGAGGCCGCAGCCCGAGGUCUUCUCCAAGAACAAAACAUGGCUGCAAAGGAGAAACUGGAGGCAGUGUUAAAUGUGGCCCUGAGGGUGCCAAGCAUCAUGCUGUUGGAUGUCCUGUACAGAUGGGAUGUCAGCUCCUUCUUCCAGCAGAUCCAAAGAAGUAGCCUCAGUAACAACCCUCUUUUCCAGUAUAAGUAUUUGGCUCUUAAUAUGCAUUAUGUAGGUUAUAUCUUAAGUGUUGUGCUACUAACCUUGCCCAGGCAGCAUCUUGUUCAGCUUUACCUAUAUUUUUUGACUGCCCUGCUCCUCUAUGCUGGACAUCAAAUCUCCAGAGACUAUGUCAGGAGUGAACUGGAGUCCGCCUAUGAAGGACCGAUGUAUUUAGAACCUCUCUCCAUGAAUCGGUUUACCACAGCCUUAAUAGGUCAGUUGGUGGUAUGUACUUUAUGCUCCUGUGUCAUGAAAACGAAGCAGAUUUGGCUCUUUUCAGCUCACAUGCUUCCUCUGCUAGCAAGACUUUGCCUUGUUCCUCUGGAGACAAUUGUUAUCAUCAACAAAUUCGCUAUGAUUUUUACUGGAUUGGAAGUUCUCUAUUUCCUCGGGUCUAAUCUUUUAGUACCAUAUAAUCUUGCUAAGUCUGCAUACAGAGAACUGGUUCAGGUAGUAGAGGUAUAUGGCCUUCUAGCCUUGGGAAUGUCCUUGUGGAAUCAGCUGGUGGUCCCUGUACUUUUCAUGGUUUUCUGGCUCGUCUUAUUUGCUCUUCAGAUUUACUCCUAUUUCAGUACUCGAGACCAGCCUGCAUCACGUGAGAGGCUGCUUUUCCUUUUCCUGACAAGUAUUGCUGAAUGCUGCAGCACUCCUUACUCACUUCUGGGUUUAGUCUUCACGGUUUCUUUUGUUGCCUUGGGUGUUCUGACACUCUGCAAGUUUUACUUGCAGGGUUAUAGAGCUUUCAUGAAUGAUCCUGCCAUGAACAGGGGCAUGACAGAAGGAGUUACGCUGUUGAUACUGGCAGUGCAGACCGGUCUGAUAGAACUACAGGUGGUCCACCGGGCAUUCCUGCUCAGUAUCAUCCUUUUCAUUGUUGUAGCCUCUAUCCUACAGUCUAUGUUAGAGAUCGCAGAUCCUAUUGUCCUGGCACUGGGAGCAUCUAGAGACAAGAGUUUAUGGAAACACUUCCGUGCUGUGAGUCUUUGUUUAUUUUUACUGGUAUUUCCUGCUUAUAUGGCUUACAUGAUUUGCCAGUUUUUCCAUAUGGAUUUUUGGCUUCUUAUCAUUAUUUCUAGCAGCAUUCUCACCUCUCUUCAGGUUCUGGGAACACUUUUUAUUUAUGUUUUAUUUAUGGUUGAGGAAUUCAGAAAAGAACCAGUGGAAAACAUGGAUGAUGUCAUCUACUAUGUGAAUGGCACUUACCGCCUGCUGGAGUUCCUUGUGGCCCUCUGUGUGGUGGCCUAUGGUGUCUCAGAGACCAUCUUUGGAGAAUGGACAGUCAUGGGGUCUAUGAUCAUUUUUAUCCAUUCCUACUAUAACGUGUGGCUUCGUGCCCAACUGGGGUGGAAGAGCUUCCUUCUCCGCAGGGAUGCUGUGAAUAAGAUUAAAUCAUUACCCGUUGCUACAAAAGAGCAGCUUGAGAAGCACAAUGAUAUUUGUGCCAUCUGUUAUCAGGACAUGAAAUCUGCUGUGAUCACACCUUGUAGUCAUUUCUUCCAUGCAGGCUGUCUCAAGAAAUGGCUGUAUGUUCAGGAGACCUGCCCCCUUUGCCACUGCCACCUCAAAAACUCCUCUCAGCUUCCGGGGUUAGGAACUGAGCCAGUUCCACAACCUCAGGCUGGAGCUGAGCAACACAUAGUGCUUCAGGAGGGUACUGAACCCCCAAAUCAAGAGCAUCCUCCAUGGCCCGGGAGGCACGAGGGCUCUAGGGACAAUAAUGAGUGCACUGCCAGCAGACCAGAGAGCCAGGAAGGGACUUGGGAUCCCAAGGAAUAUCCUCAUAGUGCACAAGAUGAAGCACAUCCUGUUGAGGUCAGCCAAGAAGAAAGGAAGCAGGAGUAACACUUUGAGACUCUGGAGAAAUUAACUCACAAUGGCAUUUGUGCUCAGAUUUGAGGAAUGAAUGUAUGAGGUGAUUAGGCAGAACACUUGACAUUCCAAGGAUCUAAUCCAGGAAGUACUCUCAGUGGAGACCACCUGCUUUCAUCCCCUUGACAUUGUGGGAGAAAUUUUGCAAUGUAUGCUAAUUGAAAUGUAUUUAUAUAUCCUAUGCUGAUGUUUUGUAGAGGUUUGCCAAGAAAAUUCAACCUCAGCAACUUCAGAAACUGCCCCUGAUUUGUAAGGGAUAAAUAAAAUCAGAUUUGAGUGUUUGAAAGGGGCUAAAGAAAGGAGGAUAAAGAACAGGACAGCAUGGGAAGAUCAGGCAGAAGUGGAACUGACAUUUCACUUUCUGUGGGACAGGAUCGUUCUUGUUAUGAAGUAUGAGUAGUGACUAGUCCUUUUCUCACCCUGCCCUCUUCCUCCCCAUUCCCUCAUUUAACUGAAACUCAGUCAGGUGAUUUUUAAGUUUUGUACAGCACUGAAAUGAAAUCAAAGAUGUAAAAGCAUUGAUUGUAUUCAAAGAUUGAAGCACGCUCAGACUUCCUAUGUGCUUUAGGGGCGUGGGUGGGAAGGCACGUGGGCCUCGCGGGUGCAUUCAUGUAAUCGGAGACUCUUGAACUUUAUGAUGGAGUCCUCAAUAUUUUGAUGUAUAUGAAACUUUUGUUAAUACAUUGUUUACUGUGUUGGCUGUGUGAAGUAAACUAAAACUCUAAUGAACACUUUGGAGUCCAUGUUAGUGUAGGAGACCAAAGUGGGAAGGGCUUUAGGGCACUGAUUAAGGCCCUAAGUGUACUUUUAAAUCCUGUGUAAUGUUUAAUCCUUGCAACUGAAUCAAAACAGUGUUAAAUUAUGGCAAUAUUUGCACUUUGGGAAUGAGUACAUAACUGUAUGAUCACAUUCUGCAAAUGCCAUUUUUAAAGCUGUUGUUAAUAGACUUUGCACCUUUUCUUUGACAAAGAUGUGUCAUAUUUAAAUUUUUACAUUCAUCAUGGCUACAGGUAGAACUGGGGAGGGGGGUAUGUAAUUUUUUAUGGGAAUUUUGAUAUGAAAAGAAACUAGUCAUUUAUUUAUACAAUAGGCUUGGCUCAAAAAAGUGUUUUUCAGACUCAAUAUUCCUAAUGUGGGAUGUGACUUUAUUUUAUUUUUAGUAGCAAAUUUGGAUGUAGACUGACAGACAUAGCUGAAUGUCUUAAUAAAUUUAAAUUUGAAGAUAA